Centrocercus urophasianus (Greater sage-grouse) is the source of this 4916-nucleotide messenger RNA. RefSeq names its product protein tyrosine phosphatase receptor type C (gene PTPRC). Gene Ontology annotation, molecular function: protein binding; protein tyrosine phosphatase activity. The coding region runs from base 162 to 3875 and encodes 1237 amino acids. The record is from RefSeq and is a predicted model, not a curated record. The transcript has 32 exons. NCBI's taxonomy places the organism in Eukaryota, Metazoa, Chordata, Aves, Galliformes, Phasianidae. Gene Ontology annotation, biological process: negative regulation of protein kinase activity; positive regulation of peptidyl-tyrosine phosphorylation; protein dephosphorylation.
UUUUGAAGAAGUAAUGGUCUCUGACAUCACUGUGCACAGCAAGUCUGCGAGUGGUUAGGUUGGGGCAACAGAGGAAGCCAACUCCUUCGCAGAUAAGCAGGCAGUGUAAUAGAGAGACACAUGCUGCUUCGUAAGGAUACGUCUGAUUUCCAGAAAUAACCAUGUUUUUGCGCCUUAAACUCUUGGCAUUUGGUGUUGCCUUUCUGUGCCAGGAUGCUUUUGCCCAAGAAGGAAAUGAUAAUCUGACCUCUGCCAGCUCUCUCUCCUCUACGUUACCUACACCUACACGCUCCACAUCAUUCUCACCUCCAAGCACCGCUGCAGGAGUUCAGCCAGCAGCAACAGGUGCCUCUCCCGCAGCCAGCACACACCUCUCCACGCACACAGGCUCCGGUCCGACCACGGGACUCAGCCACUCGCAGCAUAGCAGCCCUGUUGCCCUCACCACACACACUCUCACUGCCUUUCAUCAGCCUGCAUCAGAUUAUUACAGUUCAGUAUCCUUGCACAGCACCACAUCACCAGUCACCACGCCAGCAAGCACUGAGACCAUCCCCACUAGCACAAUAGAAAGUACUACAACAGCAAAAGAAUCUUGUGAUAACGAUAUUGAUGACGUGACUAUAGUAGACAAGAAUAACUUAGCUGAAGUUACGCUAAAGAAUCUCAAAGGAAACAGAACCUAUUAUAUUUUGGGGAAAGGUGGGGAGAGCUCACAAGUGAGUGCCAGCAACAACACAGCAGUGCUUAAGCGGUGCAAAAGAUAUACAGUUAGAUCUGAUAAUUGCAACGACAUGUAUCUUACUAUUCCACCUGAUGAAAAAAGGUACACUUUUAAUAACUCAUGCAUUGGAAACAACUCUGCAACACUGCCUUUACAUUCUUUAUGUAGAGAUUGUGAAGAUGGCUGUCCCAAUGUGACUGCUAGCUGCAAAACAAAUAAUCCAAAUUCAAAAUACACUUGGAGAUUAAUUGAUGACUCCAUAUUUCUAAAGUCUUUAUCAUCAGACAGUGAGUACAACUGCAGUGUUACAGUACAUUUUUUUGAAAAGAACUUCACCAAAGAAAUCAAAAUAACCACAGAUUAUGAUGCUCCAAAAGCACCAGAAAAUCUUACGGUACAUCCUACUGCCACAAAAGUAACUCUUACGUGGAUGAAACCUGCCAACACAUCAGAAAACUAUGUAGAUGGCUACAUUGUGAUGUGCAAUGACACUGUUAAAUACGUUACCAUGAAUCAGACCAACUUUACUUGUAUUGAUUUAGAACCUUAUACUGAUGUCUCUGUGUCUGUAAAAGCAUUUAAAAACAGCAAGUGUGGGAAUGAAAUCUUUUUGGGACAUCCAGUGAAAGUCUGCUUGAAAACACAACCAGCAAAACCAGAGAAAGUGGCUGGCUUCAAACUAAAGUUGGUGGCUGAUAAUACUGUCAAAGUUGAAUGCAGAAGUCAAAAAGUGUAUGGAAGUGAAACAAAAUUUGAAUUGGCUUGGAAUUCCAGCAGUGGGAGUGAGAAAAAGAGUAAGAAUGAAUGCGAUUUUACAAUAAAAGAUCUCUCUUACUUGACAAAAUAUACCUUUAAGAUCUCCGUGAAUAAUGGAUUUUAUACAGGAGACUCAGUAUGUGAAGAAAUACAUACCAGAUAUAACUCGAGGGCCCUGAUUAUAUUCUUGGUGUUCUUGAUUGUUGUGACAUCAAUUGCUUUACUACUGGUUCUGUAUAAAAUCUAUGACCUUCACCAAAAAAAGCUUAGCAAUUCUUCUGAAGUCAUCAGCCUUGUAGGUGAGCCAGUAAAGAUAAAUGUUCGACAUAUUUACACAGUUAAAGAUGAUGAAAGGCAGCUUUUGAACAUAGAUCCAAUACCUUCAGAGAAAUUGUUGGAGACAUACAAGAGGAAGAUUGCUGACGAAGGAAGACUUUUCUUGGAUGAAUUUCAGAGCAUACCAAGAAUUUUCACUAAAUUUCCAAUGAAGGAGGCCAAGAGGAGCCAUAAUCAGAACAAAAACCGUUACAUCGAUAUUCUUCCAUAUGAUCAUAACCGUGUUGAGCUCUCUGAGAUUCCAGGAGACCCGGGAUCAGACUAUAUCAACGCGAGUUAUAUUGAUGGCUUCAAAGAACCAAGAAAAUAUAUUGCUGCACAAGGUCCCAAGGAUGAAACCACGGAUGAUUUCUGGAGAAUGAUCUGGGAACAGAAAGCAACAAUUAUUGUCAUGGUUACUCGCUGUGAGGAAGGAAACAGGAACAAGUGUGCCCAGUACUGGCCAUCAAUGGAGAAUGGCUCUGCAACAUAUGGAGACAUUAUUGUGAAGAUCAAUGAAAGUAAGAUGUGUCCAGACUAUAUAAUUCAGAAACUACACAUCACAAAUGGAAGAGAAAGAACAUCUGGAAGAGAUGUAACUCACAUUCAGUUCACCAGCUGGCCAGACCAUGGUGUUCCUGAGGAUCCACAUCUCCUUCUCAAACUCCGACGCAGAGUGAAUGCUCUCAGCAACUUUUUUAGUGGCCCAAUAGUGGUUCAUUGCAGUGCUGGAGUUGGGCGCACUGGGACCUACAUUGGAAUUGAUGCUAUGUUGGAGGGGUUGGAUGCAGAAGGCAGAGUGGAUGUUUAUGGCUACGUUGUGAAGCUGCGCCGGCAGCGAUGCCUCAUGGUUCAAGUAGAGUCACAGUACAUCCUUAUCCAUCAAGCACUAGUGGAAUACAAUCAGUAUGGAGAAACAGAGGUCAGCCUCUCAGAACUACAUUCCUAUCUUAACAAUCUGAAAAGAAAAGAUCCUCCAAGUGAACCUUCUCUACUUGAGGCAGAAUUUCAGAGACUACCUUCCUACAAGGGAUGGCGGACACAGAACACUGGGAAUAGAGAGGAAAAUAAAAACAAAAAUAGGAGUGCCAACACAAUUCCAUAUGACUUUAACCGAGUGCCAAUCAGGAAUGAAGAGGAACAAAGUAAGGAGGGCGAACACGACUCAGAGGACUCCUCAGAUGAGGAGAGUGACUGUGAAGAAUCAAGCAAAUACAUUAAUGCUUCCUUCAUAACUGGUUACUGGGGUCCAAAAGCUAUGAUUGCAACGCAAGGACCACUGCAGGAAACUAUCUCUGACUUCUGGCAAAUGGUAUUCCAAAGAAAAGUCAAAGUCAUUGUUAUGCUGACAGAGCUGAAACAAGGGGAUGAGGAACUCUGUGCACAGUACUGGGGAGAAGGAAGACAAACAUAUGAUGGCAUAGAAGUUCAAAUGACAGAUGUCAACUCUUGUCCUAGCUACACCAUACGCGCAUUUGAUGUCACACAUCUGAAGAGGAAAGAAACGCAGAAGGUGUAUCAGUAUCAAUAUCACAAGUGGAAUGGAUUGGAUGUUCCCGAGGACCCCAAAGAUUUAGUUGAUAUGAUUCUAAGCCUUAAACAAAAAGUGCCAGCCAGAGCAGCCUCUGAGGACAACAGGAACAGCCGCACUGUCCCACUUGUCAUCCACUGCUGUGAUGGAUCACAGCAGACUGGUGUGUUUUGUGCUUUGAUGACCCUCUUGGAAAGUGCAGAAACUGAAGAAGUAAUAGAUGUUUUCCAAGUAGUAAAAGCUCUUCGUCGCAGCAGGCUGGGAGUGGUCUCUACCUUUGAACAUUACCAAUUUCUGUAUGACACCAUUGCUCGUACCUAUCCUGCCCAGAAUGGACAAAUAAAGAACAGCCAGCAGGAAGAUAAGGUUGAAUUUUGCAACGAAGUAGAGAAAAAAGAUCAGGAAACUGAUUUGAUCACUAUUGACCUUACUCCAUCAACUCCAGAGGCAAAUGAUGCUCCUGAAUGUUGUGAUGAUUUUAAGGCUGCAGACACAAAUAAGGGGACAGAAAGUUCUACGAAUGGGCCCACAACUCCAGUUUUAACUUAGAAAAUUUUUUGGUAUUUUCAUACCAAACAAAUCUUAACCACAGUAAGAAACAUGAUUUUUUUCCCCCUCCCUUUUGGAGAACAUUUAUAUUGGAUUUUCAAAGGUACAAAUUUAAAGCAAUACUUGAAACUUCUAAAGAGUGACAAAGAACUGUGAAAGUUAAAUUUUUUGUAGAUUUGCGUCUAAUGCUUCAAAAGCCUCCUCACUAUCUUUAUACUUUUCCAUUUUAAAAUAUGUACAGUGUAAUACUAUAUUCUUAUUUUGAGCAGUGGGAAGUUUUUUUCUUCAAUUCUCUAAGAAGGAGAAAAGCAAAUCAACGCACCAUGGCAAGCAUGUUGCUAACGCAGCUCUGUGUUCAAAGCUUUCAGCAAGUAGAGCAACAUAAUGGGUAAGCAUGCCUCCUAUCAUUUCAGGACUGCUGGCUAAGAAUUGCUUUAAUAAUACUCUGAGGAACUUGUGGGACUUUGCCAAAGAAUUCAAGAUUCUGACCCUCUAUCCUCCCAAAUCAAUGUGGAACAGAAGUUUUGCAUUUCUCUGUCUUGCCUCAAGAUGUCCUUGUUGCUCCACAAAAAUUCAUCUGCAAUUUCAAUAUUAGACUCGAAGAAGGGUUUGAGAUUUAAAUGACUGCAACAGUUCUGACAGAAAACGCAUUCUGUUUAUUCUUAGAGAUGGAAAUGCUUGCACAUUUAUUUCUUAUGCUUAUAUCCUGUGAUUUGAAGAGAAUACUUCCACAAAUGCACAUGACUUGUUUUCAGAGCUGGAAAAUACUUACAUGCUUUUCUCCAAAGUGUAGAUUUUUAUUAGUACAGGGAUUUUAUUUUAUUUUUGAGAUUUUAUAUGUUAUAGCUAUGAUAAUUUUACUGUUUCUUGCUGCAUUCUAGCGAAUUAGUUAACAAAGUGGUAAUUGUUUUCUUCUGUUGAAGUCUCUAAACUGGCCAUUUUCUUCUAAAGGCCCAAAAUCUUGUUCUAUCCAACAUGUGGAUUUAAAAAAAACCAACAAAUUUCAUUAGGAAAAGACACCAUUAAAUUCUUAUGAAAAUA